AUGCAUAUUCUGACCCAACUCUCACGGCUCCUCGCUGCCCUCCAGCCCCUCUCUUCGACACCCACCAGCUGCUCUGCAAGCCAGGAUGCGGUUUCCAGGGCCGUCGCUAUUAUUGAUAUCACCCAAACUAUGUCGCUCUUUGCAGUCCUGCUCGACGACCACGCUUACGCAGACCUUGGCCGCGUCUUCACCUUGAAUGCCACGGCCGAUUUCAACACGACCGGGAUCCCCGUCUGCGAGGGGCUGCCUGCUAUCAUCGAGCGUCUCGAGGAUCUGCGCAAUGCCCCCAGCAUGAUGGCCAUUUCGACACAAUUUGUCGAAGUGCAGUUGCCUGUAACAGCGCGGGCGGUUAGUUACGUUACCGGUAAUAUGUUUACGCCGGGCUGGACGGAGCCGAGUUUCACUGAAUAUGGAAAGUAUGGAAGCCAUCAUCCUCCGGAAGAAAAGGGCUUUGAGGCCAUUAAUGCAAUUCAUUUCCAGGCUGUUUUUGAUCGGUGGGAAUCUCGACCAGGACAUGCUAGGAAUGUCAAAAGUGAGCUGUAG
Molecule: messenger RNA, 543 nt
Organism: Penicillium verrucosum
Lineage: Eukaryota; Fungi; Ascomycota; Eurotiomycetes; Eurotiales; Aspergillaceae
Exons: 2
Coding region: 1-543 (180 amino acids)
Source: RefSeq, a predicted model, not a curated record